Rhagoletis pomonella (apple maggot) is the source of this 2533-nucleotide messenger RNA. Its product is annotated as transmembrane protein 209-like. The record is from RefSeq and is a predicted model, not a curated record. NCBI's taxonomy places the organism in Eukaryota, Metazoa, Arthropoda, Insecta, Diptera, Tephritidae. Bases 89 to 1735 code for a protein of 548 amino acids. Gene Ontology annotation, cellular component: membrane. The transcript has 9 exons.
AUAGUUGGUCGUUCUUGGGCAAAACUAGUUAUUUAUAUCCCUGCUGUUUUAAAUUACUAAUUAUUUACGUAUUAAUUACACGUAAGCAAUGCAGUGUUUACAAAAAUAUUGCGGCUCGCCGAACAGAUUGGUGGAACGCGGCCUGGAUUUGCAUCUGCGUGCAAAACGCGCCAAAGAUUGUCUGCGUUGGGGUUCUUUGAAUGUAGUGCUGCUAGCAAUCCUGCUUUUCGACAUAUCUAAUCAGUGUCCAUAUGCGUACUCCAAAUGGUACUAUGUAGAAUAUUUGGCGGCUGCGCUAUCGGGACUUGGAGCAUUUUCAUGCUUCUUAAAGUACUUUCUCUACCUAUUCCAUACAAAUCCGAUAUUGGGUACAAAGGAACAGAAAAACUUACUCAAGUUUGAUGAGUGUGAUUCCUCAUUUGUUGUUACACCACCAGCGCAAAGAAAAAAGCAAUCAUGCGAUGAUUUGGCGCCUAGUCAAAUCAACAACACUCUUCUAAGCUGGCAUUCAUCGUUUAACGACUCUCGCGCUGCCAUGUCUCACAAUUGGAGUUACAGCCGCACUACGCCGCCACGUACCAGCUUUAGCCCGCAGCAACAAACGGCACCGCAUAAUGCGUCCUGGAAUUCUUCUAUGGGCAACAGAUCACUCACGCUUCCAGCAAAUACUAGUGGUUUAAACAAUACCAAUCCCAUGAUCGAAUCUUAUCCUAAAUACAGGCGUGAGGAGCUGAUAACAGAUAAAGAGACCCUAAAACAAUAUCUAAAAGAAUUUUCUAUGCAUGAGCAAAGCAUGAACGACACAGCCGAUGUGAGCCAUCACUAUAAUACAGGUUCAGUGAAUUCAUUCUGGAACUAUUGCAAUACAGCAGCAAAUAUGCUAAAAACUUCCAUUUAUCAAUUGGCUCCAAUGACAACGCCUUCCAUACCUAGUAAACAAUCAGCAAGCGAAGAUGGUGGCCUCAAAUUUAUGGAUAGCAAUUCGGAGAUUAUAAGACGUAUUUCAUCUGAAAAACUAUCGCAAUAUGUGGCCAAUUUGCGAAGGUGGAUGUCUGCAACCAUUCUGGAGCGUUUAGCUAAAGAAAUUAAAAACAUAGAUGAGUCAUUUAAGAAUCGUGGAUUCGCUGAUAUGCGUAUGGGUGGCAUUGGACUGGAGCGCCUAAAGAAAACUGUUGAAAACCAACAAUUUGUUAAUCAGUACAUGCCAAUGUUGCCAUUGAUUCUGCCAUUUUUGGAAAUGUCUAGUAAUCAAGAGUAUCUAGUACAGCGGAUUAAAGAUUUGGCAGAAGGCUCUUGCAUAGCUGACUACCGCUGGAACUCAGGUGCAGCUUACCAUGGUCUAAAAUGGGAUGAGCAUCUACCCACUGAUUCGGCUAUAUUGUUUCACCUAUUUUGCGUUUACAUGGAUAGUCAACUAAUGCCUCUGCCACAAGGUGGUGGUCGCCCCUUCUUCAGUCGUUAUGUGAUUAUAGGCAAGGAGAAACGUUCUGCCAAGGAAACGGUAGCGCUUGUUCAAAAUAAAGCACACUGCGCUAUACUAUGUACGAACCCGCAGAAGCCACGUUUUAAUUUCAUAAGUGAUAAAGAAAUUCAUACAUGCGCCUACGAUCGUAAUAAUCUUUUCUAUGUGAUCAUACAAUUUUUAAUCUACAUGAAGACCCAUCAGGAAGGUGCUUUGGAAGGUGUCAAUCUUGGUAAAAGCGGCAUUAAUGUCUUGUGUGUCAUCGAAAGCUGAAUAUCGGAUUUAGCCAAGUAAUUUUUACGCUUUCCUCACUCAUACUCAUACAUAUGUAAGUCGUAAGCAUUAUUAUAAUAUGAAUACAAUUACACUUAAGUAACUAAUUAAGACUUGACAUGUGGAUUGAAUUAAAUCUUAGACUACAUUCUACUUUGUUAACAAAAAAUAUAAGUUUCUACGGUUUUAAAAUUAAGUUGUUGAGAGCUGAUUAAGGCCGUUUUAACAGUAUGGCUUAAUCAUACUGUCUCGACUCCCAGUACAAAAUAAUUUGAAGUUAAUUGCCAAACAACCUAUGGAGCCAAAUAUAAGCUUGAGGUUAUUUUAAUUAUUUUUUUGGUAAGAGCUUAAAAGUAAGAAUGCUUCAUGUGAAUCUGAAUAUUAAAAGCUGCUGAAUGAGAAUGAAACCAAGAAAGCAAUUUUGAGGACACAUGAGAUUACUUACACUCGCACGUAAAUAUGUACGUACUACUUACGUAUGUCACGCAAAAAUUCGUAGUAGCAAUAAUUUUGCAAGUAGUUUUCGCGUAAACUUUUAAUUAAAGAGAUUUACUGAUUUAUAUCGCAAAUCCAUGGUACAUUCUUUUGGACAUUAAUCGUUUUUGUGCUGCGGAUUUAUCGUGUCACUGGAGUGAUUUGUGGCUGAAAUACAGCGCGCAAUGCCACAACAGCAAAAGGCAGAUGCAUACCAAAUACAAUCAUGCAACAUACAUAAAUGGAAAGUGGCUGAAGGUAAACUAAAUUGUUGUGUAGCAUAAUAAAAUAAAGCGUUGUUAAAGUGAUAACAGUGUUUUAAGG